Knipowitschia caucasica is the source of this 1527-nucleotide messenger RNA. The record is from the annotation of a GenBank genome assembly. NCBI's taxonomy places the organism in Eukaryota, Metazoa, Chordata, Actinopteri, Gobiiformes, Gobiidae.
AUGACCAAGGACACAGAGGUGGACAUGAAGGACGUGGAGUUGAACGAGAUGGACCCAGAAAAGCAGCCGAUGACUGGAGAUGGUCAGACUGGGGAAAAGAAUGGCACGGUGAAACUAAAAGUGCCCGAAGACGAGGUCACAUUCACUGGGCUUUCUAAAGAGGAGCUGAUGAAGGUGGCUGGGACUCCCGGAUGGGUGCGUACGCGCUGGGUGCUGCUGAUCCUCUUCUGGCUCGGUUGGGUGGGCAUGUUGGCUGGAGCUAUUGUGAUCAUUGUGAAGGCCCCUCCAUGCAAACCCAUCCCCGAAAUGAACUGGUGGAAUGAGGGGCCCCUAUACCAAAUCUCUGACCUGAAAGCCUUUGCCGAAUCACUGGCAGGAGUCGAGACAAAGCUGGACAACAUGAACCAGCUGAAGGUGAAAGGCCUCAUCAUCGGACCUCUCCACACCGUCGACAAAGACCAGCCCUUCACCCUCGACCUGAAAGUCAUCGACCCGACCGAGGGCACAGAAGCCAUGCUGCUGUCCCUUAUUGAGAAGGCUCACAAGAAAGGGAUUUCUGUGGUGCUUGACUUAACUCCAAACUAUAAGGGAUCCUCUUCCUGGUUCACAGCUGGAGAUGAGGCCGACGUGAUUGAGAAAGUCAAGGAUGCAGCUGAGUAUUGGUUGAAGUCGGGCGUGGAUGGCAUCAAAGUUUCCGAUGUCACGGUCCCGGCCCAGUCUAUGUAUUGGUCCGAACUCUCGGCUGUUGUCCAGGCAAACCGCACCAAAGACGUCAAAAAUAAGCUGUUGAUGGGUGUGACCAAAGGAGUGUCGGUUCUGGAGGUUUCUCAACUUGUCAACACGUCUGGAAUCGACCUGCUCCUAUCCGACCUGCUCAGCAUGCAGAAAACGGUGAUGGAGAGGCUGUCUGUCAUGGAGUCCCUCAGCGCUCUGAAGCUGCAGCUGGGAUGGGGCCUGGGUGCGGCUCAGAGGCAGCAGCUGCUCCCUGAGCCCACAGCUCCAGGUUUGACUCGUCUCUACCACCUGCUGCUCUUCACCAUGCCCGGAACCCCCGUCUUCACUUACGGAGACGAGAUCGGACUCACGGCAGAGGGCGAUGUAUCUCCUAAAAUGGUUUGGGACAUUGAAAAGGAACCAGCAGAAGGCACCGCCAAUGAGACAGCAGAGGCUGUGAGGAAAGAGCGCGUGGACAUCCGAAAGUGGUUCAAGUCUCUUAGCGACCUGCGGGGGAAGGAGCGCUCUCUGCUGCACGGAGACUUCUACAGACUGGAGGCGUCAGCAGGAGCCAUGUCCUUCCUCCGAUUGUGGGACCAGAGCGAACGAUACAUUACCGUCAUCAACUUCGGCCCAGCUCCACAAACCAUCUCGCUCAAGACACAAGUAGCAGAGGGUGUGGAGUUACCAGAACAGGCCAAAGUGAAGCUGUCCACAGAUGCAGAGCUGGAGCCGGACUCCAUGUUGAGCCUGGAUUCUAUCAAACUGGGGCCUGGGCAAGGAGUGCUACUACAGUUCCCCUAUGCAGCAUAA